Danio rerio (zebrafish) is the source of this 4311-nucleotide messenger RNA. The record is from RefSeq and is a predicted model, not a curated record. Lineage: Eukaryota; Metazoa; Chordata; Actinopteri; Cypriniformes; Danionidae.
CAUAUCCACUGGCUGCUCUAUUAGAAGAGCUCGCUGUUGCUUUACAGUUUUACUGUUUGAGUGGUAAUGUUUCGAGAGACAUCCUUAUGACAGCCUGAGGCAUUUUUUUGCUAUCAAGACGGAACAAUGUUGAGCUCUUUGUGCACAGCUGGAAUCAUCAAUUUUGUGAAUGAUGCUCGGGGUCCGAUGGUUUCGGGACGGCUGGAUUUCGACCAGAACUUGGACUUCUCGGACACGAUGGUCCAAAAAAACCUGGAUGAAAUCAAGGAUCAGAUAAAGCGAGAGAUCCGCAAAGAGCUGAAGAUCAAAGAAGGAGCCGAGAACCUGAGGAAGGUCACUACUGAUAAGAAGAGUCUGGCGUAUGUGGACAACAUGCUGAAAAAGUCCAACAAGAAGGUGGAGGAGCUGCACCAGGAGCUUCAGGAACUGAACGCACACAUAGUGGUGAAGGACCCUGAGGAGGUUGUAGAGUACCCACUAACUCCAGACACCCCCAAGAGUGAAACCCGGAUGUCCACCAACAGCAAUCGUCUGGCCGCUCUGAAGAAACAGGCCGACAUUGAGCUCAAAGUCAAACAAGGAGCGGAAAAUAUGAUACAGAUGUAUUCCAAUGGCUCUUCCAAGGACCGCAAACUCCUUGCAGCAGCUCAGCAGAUGCUUCAGGACAGCAAGACAAAGAUAGAGUUCAUUCGAAUGCAGAUCCUCAAAGCCAGCCAGACCAGCGAGAUAAACUACGAGAACAAUGAUGUGACUACAAGCAAGCCCAUCAUCAGCCCUCUGGACCUGAGGAUAGAGGAGCUGCGACAUCACUACCGGAUAGAGUCUGCUGUGGCCGAUGGUGCCAAAAAUGUGAUGAAGCUAUUGGGAACAGGAAAGGUGACAGAGAAGAAAGCUCAUUCUGAGGCUCAAGCCCGCUUGAAUGAGUCUAGUCAGAAGCUGGACUUGCUGAAGUUUUCUCUGGAGCAGAGGCUCAGCGAACUGCCCAAAAAUCACCCAAAGGGCACCCUGAUCAUGGAGGAGUUAGCAAUGGUGGCCUCCCCUCCUAACAGUCCCCGCCAAAGCAUCAUGUCCACCAGCAACCAGUACAGCACUGUGGCCAAACCUGCUGCCCUGACCGGCACAUUAGACGUGAGGCUCAUGGGCUGUCAGGACCUUCUGGAGAACGUCCCGGGUCGCUCGAAGACAGCAUCUGUUUCUCUGCCCGGCUGGAGCCCUAGUGAAGCACGCUCUUCAUUUAUGAGCCGAGGAAACAAGAACAAAUCUGGCAGCAGCAGAACCCUCUCCAAGUCUGAUGAUCUGUCCAAUGAAAUCAGUGCCGUUCUAAAGUUGGACAACACAGUUGUGGGACAGACCCAUUGGAAGCCAGUUAGCAACCAAUCUUGGGACCAGAAGUUCACGCUGGAACUUGACCGGUCUCGUGAGCUGGAGAUUGCUGUGUAUUGGAGAGACUGGCGCUCGCUGUGUGCAGUGAAGUUUUUACGUCUAGAGGACUUCCUGGAUAACCAACGGCACGGCAUGUGCCUCUACCUGGAACCACAAGGAACACUGUUUGCCGAGGUUACAUUUUUUAACCCAGUCAUUGAGAGGCGACCCAAACUACAAAGACAAAAGAAAAUCUUCUCCAAACAGCAAGGUAAAACGUUCCUGCGUGCCCCUCAGAUGAACAUCAACAUCGCCACCUGGGGCAGGUUGGUGAGAAGAGCCAUUCCGUCAGUCAAUACCUCAUUCAGUCCUCAGGCGGCUGAUCUGGGUUCAGCGAUGAGCCAUGAAACCGCACCCAUGGGCCACCCAGAUGCCCACUCUCUACCCAGCGACCCCACUGUGACCAAAUUAGACUUCGACAAAGCAGUCACACCACCCUCAAAACGAAACUCUAUUGAAGUGGAGAUUGAGGAAACCGCUCCACCAGAUAAGAUCUCAGAUGGGAAAGAGGUCCAGGAUGCCCUCGCGACCUUUGACUUCCUGAACAACACAGUAGCAAAACCAGAUUAUGACAGUCUGGUUGAACAUGAGCAGCCUGGCUUGGAACUUACUGAAAUUCAGCGAAAAACUGAAAUAAGGGAAGAAGAGGAAGUUCAGUUCAGUUUGUCAGAUUUUAAAUGUGUAGCUGUUCUGGGACGUGGCCACUUUGGAAAGGUUUUACUCGCCGAUUACAAAACCACUGGAGAAAUGUUUGCCAUUAAAGCUUUGAAAAAAGGUGACAUCGUUGCAAGGGAUGAAGUGGACAGCCUGAUGUGCGAAAAGAGGAUCUUUGAGACUGUGAACAGUGUUCGGCAUCCAUUCCUGGUGAACCUCUUUGCUUGUUUCCAGACCAAGGAGCAUGUGUGUUUCGUCAUGGAGUACGCAGCUGGAGGAGACCUGAUGAUGCACAUCCAUGCAGAUGUGUUUUCUGAAACGCGCUCUGUUUUUUAUGCUGCUUGUGUCGUCCUGGGCCUGCAGUUUCUGCAUGACCAUAAAAUAGUGUACAGGGAUUUGAAGCUAGAUAACCUUUUGCUAGACACUGAGGGAUAUGUCAAGAUUGCAGAUUUCGGUCUCUGCAAAGAAGGAAUGGGCUUUAAAGACCGUACUAGUACGUUCUGUGGCACUCCUGAGUUCUUGGCACCUGAAGUUUUAACCGAGACGUCGUACACUCGAGCGGUGGACUGGUGGGGUCUCGGAGUGCUCAUCUUUGAGAUGCUGGUUGGAGAGUCCCCUUUCCCUGGUGAUGAUGAAGAGGAGGUGUUUGACAGUAUAGUUAAUGAUGAAGUCCGCUAUCCCAAAUAUCUCUCCACAGAAGCUAUUUCCAUAAUGAGAAGGCUGUUAAGGCGAAAUCCAGAGCGGCGUCUUGGCGCAGGAGAACGAGAUGCGGAGGAAGUAAAGAGGCAUCCUUUCUUCAGAGAUAUGGAUUGGCCUGGACUACUGGCAAAGAAGAUCCGGCCUCCGUUUGUGCCGACCAUCACAAGCCGUGAGGAUGUUAGCAACUUUGACGAUGAAUUCACCUCAGAGGCACCAAUACUGACUCCACCUCGAGAGCCCAGGAUUCUGACGCUCGGCGAACAGGACCUGUUUGCAGACUUUGACUACAUCGCUGACUGGUGUUAACCCAGAUCCUCGUAAGCCCCACUCACACACAUACUCAACACUGAACAACAGCUCCCUCUCUGAUGGACACGGCGCAGAAGAAACUGCUUGUCCUUUAAAGCUCUUACUAGUGCCAUCUGAGGGAUUGGCAAGAACUUGAAUGACGAAGUGUUGGCAGCCCGAUGUGGCUUUUUUAUGGUCAGAGCACUGGGACACUCAUUUUGGUGACCAUUACAAACUUAUGAGGAUUCAACAGGAUCAACUGAAGCUUCCCCUCUCCAAUUUUCCACAUUUUCUCUGCUAUCAUUGACUAAUGUGCCUAAUGUCUUCAGAUUUUGGGGGCAGACACACACAACUGAAGAACUGAACCUGAACAAGGUGUUAAAUUGAAUUUUUCACACCGUAAGAGAUGCAUCUUGAAUGAAGAGCAAGCUCAAGCAGAACUCUUUAAAUAUUUAUUUCUUGCAUUUCCCUUUAAUGCCUUAAAAUCUUUACAGGGCUUCCAAACAAUAACCAGGUACAAAAAAGACCAACCAAAGCGUUCCUGCCAAAUGUUCUUCUACCCUUUCUAUUGGAUUAAAAUAAAGAGCUUGGCCAUCAAGAGCACAGAUGAAUGAACUUGAAUUUUUAUUAAGUCAAAAUUAAAGAAAGCUUGGAUUAAUUGAUAUCUUGAGAAUCUUUUUUCAAUCGUGCUGUAAAAGCAUUCUUGUACUCCAAUCGUCAACAAGAAAUGUAAGUUAUAGUUUUAUACUGUGUUUUUUAGAAAAUUAGCCAUUUGGAUCUGCUGUAUGUUAUGACAAUGGUUGUACACGUAUAUAUGAAUUGUAAGAUUAUCAUUUUGGAGAGGGCAGCUCAAAGUUGAGAGCAAUUCUGAACUUUUCAAAUGGAAUGUAAAAAUGUAUAUUCAUAAAAACAACACACACACACACACACACACACACACACACUAAAAAUGUAUAUUUUUGGCAUGUGGUCAUGCCAAAGCUGGCUGUAUGUUUUAUUAGGUGAUGUUUUUUUAAAGGAUAUUUGUAGUCUAUUUCAGAUCUUUGUAAUUUUGCAGCGAUUUCUCACAAUUUAGCCAUUUUGUGGUUGUAUAUGUCAACAUUAAACCACCUUUAAAAGAGAUGCUUUCACCAUUCCUACUUGUUUGACACAUUUGUUCCUACAGUGAGCUUAUGAUGGACUCCUGCCAACAAUUCCACUCAAGUGUAUCCUGAAACCUUUCUCAAAUACAUUCUGUACACCAACUGA